AUGAAGUUCUUUAUCCUCGCCGUUGUCUUUGCUAUUGUCGCCGCUGAUUCCUACAGCACCGCAAAAUACGCACCAAAGCACGUGGCUCCUAGAUAUGAAGCUCCUAAAUACGUUGCCGCUUCAUACGGCGAAGUCAACUAUAAGACGGAACCUUACGAGUUUGGGUACUCCGUGAAAGACGCUGAAUCCUACGCCGAUUUCGAUCACUCUGAGAAAAGCGAUGGCAAAGUCACGACUGGCACUUACCGCGUUCAACUGCCCGACGGUCGUGUUCAAAUCGUUGCCUACAAAGCCGAUAGUUAUGGCUACUCGGCUGAUGUUAAGUUCGUAGGCGAAGCCCAGUAUCCCGAAUACGUGCAAUCCAAAUACAACACGUACUCUUCACCAGCCUACAAGGCACCGGCUGCUCCCGUUUACUCUGCCCCAGCCUACAAGGCACCCGCUGCUCCCGGUUACUCUGCCCCAGCUUACAAGGCACCCGCUGCUCCCGUUUACUCUGCCCCAGCCUACAAGGCACCCGCUGCUCCCGUUUACUCUGCCCCAGCCUAUAAGGCACCCACUGCCCCCGUUUACUCUGCCCCAGCCUACAAGGCACCAGCUGCUCCCGUUUACUCUGCCCCAGCCUACAAGGCACCCACCGCUCCCGCUUACUCUGCCCCAGCCUACAAGGCGCCCGCUGCUCCCGUUUACUCUGCCCCAGCCUACAAGGCACCCGCUGCUCCCGUAUACUCUGCACCGGCAUAUAAAGCUCCCGCACCCGUUUACCCAGCUCCUCAGUACAAAGCUCCCGAACCCGUUUACCCAGCUCCCCAGUAUAAAUCUCCCGCACCCAUUUACCGAGCUCCUCAAUACAAAGCCUCUACUACUCCUGCUCCCGUUUACUCGACCUCAGUCUACAAGACUCCGGCCCCUGCCUAUCAUGCACCAUCCUAUGAAGCUCCGGAAUACAAAGCAACCACCACCACUGCUGCUCCAACCACCAAAGUUCCGGAAUACAAAGCAACCACCACCACUGCUACUCCAGUCUACGAAGCUCCGACCACCGCUGUUUCGGCCUACGAUGUCCCAGAAUACAUCGCUCCUACGUACACUGUCCCAGUCUAG
Messenger RNA from Daphnia carinata, 1104 nucleotides. RefSeq lists its product as uncharacterized. The record is from RefSeq and is a predicted model, not a curated record. Gene Ontology annotation, cellular component: extracellular matrix. Bases 1 to 1104 code for a protein of 367 amino acids. Lineage: Eukaryota; Metazoa; Arthropoda; Branchiopoda; Diplostraca; Daphniidae. The transcript is spliced from 3 exons.